AUCAUCAGAUCUUUCCCUAACUAUACUGGAACAUGUGCUCUGCUCCUAAAAAACCUUACUACGAAGCAUUGCCUGCUUCAUUACAACCUUUCCACUAUGACUUGACAAUUUCCAGUAUCGAUGUAAAACAAGAAAUUUUCAAAGGUGUUGUAGAAAUUCAAUUGAAAGUAAUUGAAGAAGCCGAUGAAUUACACUUAAAUUACAGAGAUUUGGAAGUUUCAAAAGAUGGAAUUGUUGUUGAAUUGGUCAAUGGUUCUGGUGAGUCGACUCCUGUACAAAUCACUUCCUUACAAGAGUUUAAAAAGAAGGAGUUUUUUGUUAUAAAGUUUGAUCAAACUUUGAAACCAUCAGGUGAUGAUAGUUAUGUUAAAGUUACAUUAAAUUAUGAUGGUAUUGUUCAAACUAAUAUGGCUGGUUUCUAUAAGUCUGGAUAUGUUGAAGAUGGUGAAGAAAGAUUUAUGUUAUCUACUCAAUUCGAAGCCACCGAUGCUAGAAGAGCAUUCCCAUGUCUUGAUGAACCAUUAUUAAAGGCAACUUUUAAAGUAAAACUUGAAGUUCCAAAGGAAUGGAUUGCCUUAGGAAACACUCCAGUUGAAUCUAUAGUUGAAAAGGAAGAUAUUAAUUUAUAUACUUUUGAAAAGACUCCAAUUAUGUCAACUUAUUUAUUGGCAUGGGCUGUUGGAGAUUUUGAAUAUAUUGAAUCUUUCACUAAAGAUACUUAUGAAGAUGAUAAACCAUUACCAGUCAGAAUAUAUACUACCAAAGGUGGUAAUCAUCUUGAAAAUGCUAAAUUAGCAUCAGAAAUUGCUCCAAAGAUUGUUGAUUUCUUUUCAAGAAUUUUUGAAAUUAAAUAUCCAUUACGUAAAUUAGAUUUAAUUGCUGUUCAUUCAUUUAGUCAUAAUGCUAUGGAAAAUUGGGGAUUAAUUACUUAUAGAUCAACCGCAUUAUUAUAUUCUGAAGAAAAAUCAGAUCCUUCUUAUAAACAAAAAGUAGCGUAUGUUAUUGCUCAUGAAUUGGCUCAUCAAUGGUUUGGGAAUUUAGUUACUAUGAAAUGGUGGGAUGAAUUAUGGCUUAAUGAAGGAUUUGCUACUUGGGUUGGUUAUGUUGCUGUUGAUUAUUUAUUCCCAGAAUGGGAUAGUUUUAGUAUCUUUGUAUCUGAUUCUUUACAACAAGCUUUAGCUUUAGAUGGUUUAAGAAAUUCUCAUCCAAUUGAAGUUCCAGUCAUUGAUGCUUUAGAUAUAGAUCAAGUUUUUGAUGCUAUUUCUUAUUUAAAGGGUGCCUCUACUAUAUUAAUGAUUUCCAAUUAUUUAGGAACUGAAUUAUUCUUAAAGGGAGUUGCCUUAUACCUUAAUAAAAAUAAAUUUAGUAAUGCUACAUCUCAUGAUUUAUGGGAUUCAAUUGGUGAAGUUUCUAAAAAGCCAAUUGAUCAAAUCAUGAAUGAAUGGAUUAAGAAAAUAGGUUAUCCUAUUGUUGAUGUUAGUUUAGAACCAACAUCUAAUAGUUUAGUAUUAAAACAAGCUAGAUUCUUAAAUGGUGGUGAUGUAACUAGUGAAGAAAAUGAAACUAAAUGGUGGAUUCCUUUAAAUAUUUCUAGUGGUAAAGAAUCAGUUGAAUCUAUAGUAGAUUCAUUUGAAUCAGAAACAUUAAUUAUUGAUAAUUUCCCAUUAGCUUCUAAAUUUUUUAAAUUAAAUAAAGAUAUUACUGGAGUUUAUAGAGUUAAUUAUUCAACUGAAAUCUUGGAAAAUAAUAUUUUACCUUAUUAUAAUCAAUUAAGUACUAGAGAUAAAGUUGGAUUAAUUGCUGAUGCAUCGGCUACAUCUAUUGCUGGUAAUAAUUCAACUAUUAGUUUAUUAAAAUUAAUUAAAUCUAUUAAGAAUCAAUUAGGAAAUAAUUAUGUUGUUUGGUUAGAAUUAGGUAGAAAUAUUGAUAUUUUAUUAACUAAUUUUGCUGGUGAAAAGGAUUCUAUAUUAUCUCAAAGUUUAACUGAUUUUGUUAGAUCUGUUUAUGAAAAUAAAGCUAGUGAAUUAAUUGAUGAAUAUGAUUCUAAUGGUGAUAAUUCUGAUUUCUUAAAGGUUAAAUUAAGAUCAGAUGUAUUAUCUCAUGCUGGUUUAUUAUCUAUUCCAAAAGUAGAAGAAUUUGCCGUGAAAUUAUUUAAUCAAUGGGUUUCAACCAAUAAGAUUGAUCCAUCAUUAAGAUCAUUUAUAUUCUCUACAGUUGUUCAUUCUAAAGAAUUCACCAAAGAUCAAUUUGAAGCUAUUUUUAAAGAAAUUACUCAUCCAACAUCUUUAGAUUCAAGAGAAGUUGCCUUGGGAGCUUUAGGACAUAUUAGUAAUGAAAUUUUAGCUGAACAAUUAAUUUCAAAACUUUUAAAUCCAGAAAUUAUUCCAAUUAUGGAUAGUCAUUAUUUAGGAAUUCCAUUAUCUAAAAAUGCAGUUACAAAGAAUUCAUUCUUAGAUUUCUUUUUAAAUAAUUAUGAACAAUUCUAUAAAUUAAUGUCUACUAAUAUGGUUGUAUUAGAUAGAUUUAUUAGAUUUACUUUAGGUAAUUAUAAUUCUAUUGAAAUUCGUGAUAGAAUUGAAAACUUCUUUAAAGGUAAAGAUGUUCAUGGAUUUGAAAGAUCGUUGAAUUUAGUAUUGGAUAAUAUUAAAAUUAAUCAUAAUUGGUAUAAUAGAGAUAAUGAAGAAAUUGAAAAGUUUUUGUUAUAACUUACAAAGUAUGUAAUACUAAUACUAAUUUAAAAAAAAAAAAGAACUAAAGUUUAAUAUUAAUAAUAACAAUGAUACUAG
Messenger RNA from Scheffersomyces amazonensis, 2786 nucleotides. Its product is annotated as M1 family metallopeptidase. Gene Ontology annotation, cellular component: cytoplasm. NCBI's taxonomy places the organism in Eukaryota, Fungi, Ascomycota, Pichiomycetes, Serinales, Debaryomycetaceae. The transcript has a single exon. Bases 33 to 2705 code for a protein of 890 amino acids. The record is from RefSeq and is a predicted model, not a curated record. Gene Ontology annotation, molecular function: peptide binding; zinc ion binding; metalloaminopeptidase activity. Gene Ontology annotation, biological process: peptide catabolic process; proteolysis.